AUGGCUUUCCUGCGGAUCGGUGCAGAGCGGAGCACCUCGACGCGGCCGUCGCUCCUUUUUCACCUCUUUUGCUUUUUCACUCUGAGCCAAAGCGUGCUUUUCAAGGAUGCUGCUGACGGCGCUGAGUCUCACCAAGACGCGUCCGACCUGCUCCGAUCCCUCAGUUUACCUCAACACACAGAAUAUGAGAUAGUGUCUCCCUUUGAGGUCAACCACGACGGUGUUUACGUCUCUCACGAAGUUGCCCACAACCAGCGCAGAAGGCGACGCCGAUCCUUGGCCGGCUCAUCACAAACCGACGGUGGCAGUGAGACGGUCCACUUCCGACUGAGUGGCUUGGGGCAGGACUUCCACAUGGAGCUGAGGGAGGCCUCGGAGCGCCUGAUUGCACCUGGCUUCACCGUCCAGGUCCUGGGAAAGAACGGCACAAAGAGCCUGAGGGCCUACCACCAGGACGACCUCUGCUUUUACCAGGGGUCGCUGAGGUCAAAGGUCAACUCCUCGGUGGCAUUGUCCACAUGCACGGGAAUGUCAGGUUUGAUCAGAACACAGGAAGCAGACUAUUUCCUGAGACCCGUGUCCCACCGCUUGGCCCAGAGAGGAAACUUCACAGCACCCUCCAGCCACCAGCCACACAUCCUCUACAAGAGCGAGAGGGACUCCCGUGCAGAGCCGAGAGGUCACGACCCCCGGGUGCUUCGGAAGAGAUCCCCGGAUUCGACUCAUCGCGAGUCGCACCGACACUUUGUCACCAAGAGGUCCACCGACUCACGGGCAGACGCCACCGCCUACGGCGCGGCGCGGGAAGAUCAACGGGCCGACGUCGGUCACGCGGACCAGAUGGAGCGCCGUGACGAUGACCACAAACACGGGGAGAAGCAGAGGCAACACUUCUGCGGGAGACGGAAGAAAUACAUGCCCAAACCUCCAGAAGAGGACGCCUUCAUCCUCCCAGACGAGUACAAGUUCAUCAUCCCGAGGAACAAAAGAGCGGCGCCGAUGAAGAACCAGGCCAAUCAGAAGCUCAACGUGGAGACGCUGGUGGUGGUGGACAGACGGAUGAUGGACAACCACGGUCACGAGAACAUUACCACUUAUGUUCUUACUGUGCUUAAUAUGGUCUCCAGUCUCUUCAAAGACGGUACAAUAGGGGGGAACAUCAACAUAGUGAUAGUCGGCCUUGUGCUUCUAGAUGAAGAGCAGGACGGUUUGGUGAUCAACCACCAUGCGGACCACACGCUGAACAGCUUCUGCCACUGGCAGUCCACACUGGGAGGCAGAGAGGGCCGGCACCACGACCACGCCAUCCUGCUCACGGGACUCGACAUCUGCUCUUGGAAGAAUGAACCCUGUGACACUCUUGGUUUUGCUCCAAUUAGUGGGAUGUGCAGCAAGUACCGGAGCUGUACCAUUAAUGAGGACACGGGCCUCGGUCUGGCUUUCACUAUCGCGCAUGAAUCCGGACACAAUUUUGGAAUGGUCCACGAUGGGGAAGGGAACGUUUGUAAGAAGUCAGAAGGCAACAUCAUGUCUCCCACGUUAGCCGGUCACAACGGUAUCUUCUCCUGGUCGGACUGCAGCCGCCAGUACCUCAGCCGCUUCCUCAACUCUGCCCAGGCCGUGUGCUUAUCAGAUGAACCCCGAGCGGUCAAGGAGUAUCGGUACCCCGAGAAGCUGCCCGGCGAGCUGUACGAUGCAGACACGCAGUGCAAAUGGCAAUUUGGGGAGAAGGCCAAACUCUGCACCCUGGACUUUAAGAAGGAUAUCUGCAAGGCUCUGUGGUGCCACCGCGUUGGGAGGAAGUGUGAGACCAAGUUCAUGCCAGCUGCUGAAGGCUCUGCCUGCGGCCCUGAUAUGUGGUGUCGUAGGGGCCAGUGUGUGAAGCAGGGCGACGAGGGCCCGAGGCCUCAGCAUGGCCAGUGGUCCGAGUGGUCGGCCUGGUCGGCCUGCUCGCGAAGCUGUGAGAGCGGAGUCACCUAUCGGGAGCGCCAGUGCAACAACCCGAGACCGGCAUACGGAGGGAGGUUCUGUGAGGGCUCCUUCAGGUCGUACAAACUGUGCAACACUGAGGAUUGUCCCCCCAACACCGCUGAGUACCGAGCGCAGCAGUGUGCCGAGUUCAACGGCAAACAGUUCAGAGGAUGGUACUACAGCUGGAGGCCGUACACCAGAGUGGACGAUCAAGAUGUAUGUAAGCUGUACUGCUUCGCUGAGGGAUAUGAUUUCUUCUUUGCUCUGGCCAGCAAAGUCAAGGAUGGGACGCUCUGCUCUCAGGACAGCUCUAACGUCUGUAUCGACGGACUGUGUGAGAAAGUGGGCUGUGACCGUGUCUUGGGCUCCACGGCUGUACCUGAUGCUUGCGGGCUGUGUAGCGGAGACAACUCCACCUGCAAGAUCUACAAAGGACAGUACAGCAAGCAGCAUUACACCAACCAGUACUAUGGGGUGGUAACAAUCCCAGCAGGAGCUCGGAGUAUCCGCGUGAUGGAACUGAAUACGUCCAGCUCCUACCUGGCUGUCAGGGACACCCAGAGACGUUACUACCUGAACGGCCGCUGGACAGUGGACUGGCCGGGCCGACACCCCAUCGCUGGAGCUAUUUUUGAGUACAAGAGACCCUACAACAGACCAGAGAGCUUCAUAUCAACCGGCCCCACGAAUGAGACACUGGUCAUAGAGAUACUGUUGCAGGGCAGGAACCCAGGUGUACGUUGGGAAUACACUCUGAAGAAAACUGAUGAGAAAAAGAACCACAUCAAACACAACUAUACAUGGGCCAUCAUACGCUCCCAAUGCUCAGCGACUUGUGCCGGGGGUCAGAUGAACACCAAGGCAGCCUGCUACAAAGACUUGAGAGUGCAAGUGAAUACAUCCUACUGCAAUGCCAGAUCAACACCGGCUACUGGACUGAUGCCCUGCAACACCCAACCAUGUCCCGCCAGCUGGUCUGUAGGAGAGUGGGGGGGCUGCAGUCGGAGCUGUGGAGGAGGGGAGCAGACGCGACAGGUCCAGUGUGUCCAGAGGACCAGCCAAACCAACGUAGACGCCCCGGCCGACUCUCACUGUGCCCGGCCCCCUCCAGCCAGGAGGCAAGCCUGCAGCGCACACAGCUGUCCACCGGUCUGGACCACCGGGCCAUGGUCACAGUGUUCUCGUAAGUGUGGCAGCGGCCUGAGGAAGAGGACGGUGCUGUGUACGAGCAGCGACCCAGCUGCCCGGACGCACACGCUGACGGACAGUCUGUGCGCCGGCCCGUCGAAGCCCAGCAGUCAGGAAACCUGUUUCAUCAAGCGCUGCCAGAAACAACGCAAAGUCCAAUGGUUUGUCUCCACGUGGCAAGAGUGUUCGGUAACAUGUGGCCGUGGCUCUCAGACACGCUUCAUCAAGUGUGCAGAGAAGGACACUGCAGGAAAGUACAGAGAGCUUGCUGCCAAGAAGUGCCACCACAUCCCCAAGCCCACAGUAGAGCUCCAGAGGCCCUGCAUCCUGGCUGAGUGCCCCGUCCGCACCACCCCACCGGUCCACCGAUGGGGCAUGCAUCAUCUCACCCAUCCACCUCAACCCCUCCCUCCACCUCCGCCUCGAGCAGACUGGCACUCGUCUCCUUGGUCUCAGUGCACGGUGACGUGUGGUGGGGGAGUGCAGGCCAGGACAGUCCAAUGUCUGGUCCAAGGGAAGCCCUCUCCUGGCUGUGCCCUCCAUCUUAAACCCUCAAUGUCCCAGGCCUGCAACACAAACUUCUGCCCGCAACCGGAGAAGAAAGACCUCGUAUGUAGGGAUUACUUCAACUGGUGUUACCUGGUGCCCCAGCAUGGAGUCUGCAACCACAAGUUCUACGGAAAGCAGUGCUGUCACUCAUGUUCAAAUUCAAACCUAUAA
This is a messenger RNA of Cyclopterus lumpus (lumpfish), 3879 nucleotides long. Its product is annotated as A disintegrin and metalloproteinase with thrombospondin motifs 16. Gene Ontology annotation, molecular function: metalloendopeptidase activity. Gene Ontology annotation, cellular component: extracellular matrix. Lineage: Eukaryota; Metazoa; Chordata; Actinopteri; Perciformes; Cyclopteridae. The coding region runs from base 1 to 3879 and encodes 1292 amino acids. The transcript is spliced from 24 exons. The record is from RefSeq and is a predicted model, not a curated record. Gene Ontology annotation, biological process: proteolysis; extracellular matrix organization.